Messenger RNA from Momordica charantia (bitter melon), 1538 nucleotides. The record is from RefSeq and is a predicted model, not a curated record. Lineage: Eukaryota; Viridiplantae; Streptophyta; Magnoliopsida; Cucurbitales; Cucurbitaceae.
AUUACAAAGAGCACCCACUUCUGUAAAGUGUUUGCUAGAGAGAGCAUAGAUUUUAACAAGUUUUCUUCAAAAUCUUUCCAUUCCCUUUGAGAAAAAUUCAACCACAAAAGAAAUCUAUAUGGUUUUGGCUAAGGGCUUUGUUUGGUUGCAUUUACAAGGAAAUAUAUGACAAAAGUGUGGAUAGAAAGCAACAGAAAGAAAAAAGAAUUUUUGUGGCAAAUGAUGGGUGGAAACCCUAGUAAUUGGUGGAGCAUGCUGCCACCUAAUUCUCUCUCUGCUCCUCAAUUUGUUCUUGGAUCUUCUCCACUUCCUUUGAGUUCCAUGGCUGAUCACCAUAAUAUUCUUCAUAACCCAGAACCCAAUUCACAAUCAUGGAGCCAAUUACUUGUUGGUGGAUUGCAAGAAGCUGGGGAUCAUGAAGAGAGGUUGGUUUUGAAUAGUAAUAAUUUUGAAGCAAAAAAGUUUGAAACUUUGGAGGGCAGAAUAUUGAUUCCAUUUCCCAGAUUUGGAGUUGGUAGUGGUGGUGAUGUGUUGAAGCAAGAAAGUUGCUGUGAAAGUAGAAGUAAAAAUUUGUCAUUUUUAUGGAAUAAUAAUGAAGAAUCAUCAUCAUCAUCACCUGCUGCUGCUGCUUCUUCUUCCUCUAACUCUAAUUCUGUCAAUAGCUGCUUAACUAGUAAUGCCAUAUUGGACUUCUCUUUCCACAAAGUUGAUUCCAAAAACCAAAUCCCUGAUCACAAUUAUUCAUCUGAGUGUGCUAGCACAGCCGCCACUGGUGGUGGAGUGUGUAAGAAGGCUAGGGUUCAGCCCACCUCCGGCCAGCCUCCGAUGAAGAGACUGACACUGCUUCUGUCUUGUCAGAGGCUAUUGGGUAUGUCAGAUUCCUUCAGAGUCAGAUUGAGGCUCUGAUCUCUCCAUAUUUGGGCAAUUCAUCAAAACCCACAAAGAAGGAGCAGUUUAGAACAUUAAAUGAUGGGAGAAAUUUGAGAGAAGUUGAAGGAGAGAGGGGAAGAAGUUGUGUAUUUCCUGAAGACCCUGGUCAGCUCUUGAAUGACAAUAGCCUGAAAAGAAAACUACCUCCUCACCAGAUUUUGAAUGGGCAGGAAAACGAAGGAGGAAAGGACUUGAGGAGUAGAGGGCUUUGCUUGGUACCUGUAUCUUGUACACAGCUUGUACAGAGUGACAUUAAUGGAGCUGAUUAUUGGGCUCAAGCUUACAAUGGCAGUUUCUAACUCCUCCUCAAAAUACCUAUGCUUGGUGCUAUGCUAUCCAUUAUUCUCUAUAUUAUUGCUGAUUAAUUAGGAAUUAAGAUGCUAACUUUUUCUUUCCCUUUUGAAUAAACAUGUGUUUAGAUUUUUUCUUAAAUAUGUUCCCCUUUUUAAAUGUAACUCAAUCAAACCUUAGCCAAGAUAAUAAGUGACAUAUCUACGGUUUCUUUUUUGAGUACCACGUGUGGGGAUGGAGGAUCGAACUCACAACUUCUUGAUUGGAGAUAUAUGCCGCAUGUUGGCUAAUAUAUCUGCAAUUUGUUGAGACAACAA